AUGAGCAACCGUCCCUGGGCAUCGAGGCUGCCAGGCUGGGGCCUGCUGUGCAUCACCUUGGUGCUCCUUUGUUGGCCACUCGCUGCCCAGAUCGACAUGCCGGGCUGUCCCAAACAUCUUAUCGACCCCGCGGAUGGCUUUGGCUUCCUCUGCUUUGACUGCGACAAGCCCAUGCUCUUCAAUCGCUACAUCCCCGUGGGCGCGACUUGCGUGCUCAGGCCCACAUCGAAUCUGACCGACUCUUGCAGAGAGAACGUUUAUUGGACCAAGUUUACUUGUGCUCGUGAUAACCGUUUCUAUCUCGACCCAAGUGGCGUCAUGUCUGAUUAUUUCUCGGCCGUCAACUGCGUUGUUUCCUGGUCGGCGGCCUCAAAUCGUCCCAGCCUGGAUUGCGACGGUUCUGGUCUGCCGCGCUUACAAAAGCUCACUUCCCUUCCGUAUGGCGGUGCCCCUGCUGACUUGGAGCAUCUACGCGUCCGCCAUCAUCGUGUCAUGGACAUUGCCUUUGUAGAUACAUACGGCUUGGCCAAUUUGACCAGCUUUGACGUCAGCAACAAUCGAAUUACAGAGCUGGGCGUCGGCGCGUUCUCCUACUUGAUGCGACUCAGCCAUCUCAAUCUUAGCUCCAAUCGGCUUACCGUUGUCACCCCUCGCGACCUUCCCAUGCUCCAAAAUCUGCAAACUCUGGACCUCAGCUCCAACCCGCUUCAAACCAUCCGUACCGACCUUUUGCUUGCCCCCAUGCACGCCGACUGCACCUCCAUACGACUCCCUUCGGCCUGCGGACCAGUCCCCGGCUGCCAUGCCCUUCUUCCAGGACCACCCGCCGCUUCAACCAGAGCCACCACCGAAGCAUUAUCCACCUCCACCACCGUUGUCGGGGCGACAACCUCUGUUGUCACAUCAAACACAACCGCCGCCUCCAGUACUCCGGCCUUUGCCCAAGACUGCCACGUGGUUAGCCAUGCCUCGCACUGGCCUUGCGCCGCUGCUCACGGACAAGAGCCAACAAGCUUACCUUUCCAUCAGCUCUGCGAUGGUCACGUUGACUGUGCCGACGCCUCGGAUGAGCAACAGUGUGAGCAGCUAUGGGACACAACAGGCAUUGACGUGCUUGAUGACUGCACGGGAAGCCGCUUCCAUGCCAGCUGGCGUUACGGUGUUUUCUUCGGACGGCCUCUUGAUGAGAUGGCCGUCUACCCCUGUCUCUAUGUUUCCCACCUCCCGUACACGGUGUUUGUGGCUGACGUCUUUGUGUUGAUCGACGACAACGUUCCGCAGUGGCGGGGUCCUUACAUUGCUGUUGCGCAGGCCGUGGUUGAUUUCUACCUAACUCGGCAUCGGCUCCUUGCCAACGGCACCGCGUUUGGCCACGAAAUUGGCAUCGAUCUGAAGCUGGAUAAUCUCCAACUGCCAUUUCCAAGCACCGCCUUCAGCACCCUCAUGCCCGCUACGACCGCCCGCAUAGCGGUACAAAGUAGCUCGGGCAGCAAUCUCCUCUCCCUGGCCGUCAUCCUACCCAUCGUCGUGGGUUUAUGUGCGCUCAUUCUAGGUCUGAUCUAUGAGCGACGCCGGCGGCUUCAGCGUCGCUUGAUGCAAGCUUUGAGAGCAAGCGGAGCCGCUGACGGAAAUCACACAGACGUGCUGGCCAAGUUGCAGGCGUAUGAACUGGAUGCUGCAAGUGUCGUGGUUGAUGGCCCGACGCUUCACCGUGGCAACUUUGGUAUAGUGCGCAGAGGCCUUAUCUGUGCUACGCAUGAAGACAUUGUUGCCAAAUGCCAGGCUACUGGGCUUUCUCAGGCUGCCAUCUUGCUGGAGACAACCAUGCUCAUGUUGGCUCAAAGUCCCAACGUCGUGGGGCUCAAAGGAUUUCUGCGCAACGGAGAUUUGGGCUUGAUGCUCUGUCUCGAAUAUUGUGCAGGGGGCAAUCUGCUCCAAGUCUUACGAGGCUCACGAGCUACCUCUAGCCUGAGCCCAAGGCAUCUGCUGCAGGCCUCGCUGCAAACCGCACGCGCCCUACAGUACCUGAGUCACUUGGGGAUGAUACAUCGCGACGUGGCUGCGCGCAACAUUCUUGUGCGCUCUGUCAGCGACCAUGGCUUGCAGGCUGCUUUGGGCGACUUUGGGCACGCACGGCUGGUGGGGCGUGAUUCAACACCCUCCAUUAACCAACAGAGCUCGGGACUCGGCAGUACCGUUUCAACGGUACCGUACGGUGAUUUAGUUCGCGAAGCAGAUGUUGUAGCCGCCAUCCUUCAAAACGGACGGCGACUCCCCGUGCCUCCACGCCUCGCUGAAUUGCCCGAUCGUGUUUCCAAGAUGUACCAAAGGUUGCAGGAAGAUGUUGCACCUCGGCGACCCGGUUGGCAGGCGGUGCUCCGCGAGCACACCCUGGCUCUGCAGACCCUGACUUAUCCUGAUCCCCACGUCAAUUCAGAGGCUUAAGCUCGAUAAAGAUCCCAGCUCGAUACCAGACCCAUUUGAAGUAGACUUUCUUGUUGCUGCAAGCGGUUGCUGUGAGAUCGGUUUACGCUGAGCGUGGCACGAUGGCAAUUGAAUGGUUUCAUCCG
Messenger RNA from Monosiga brevicollis MX1, 2570 nucleotides. RefSeq lists its product as uncharacterized. Bases 1 to 2445 code for a protein of 814 amino acids. Gene Ontology annotation, cellular component: signaling receptor complex. The transcript has 9 exons. Gene Ontology annotation, biological process: positive regulation of kinase activity; multicellular organism development; protein phosphorylation. Gene Ontology annotation, molecular function: ATP binding; protein binding; transmembrane receptor protein tyrosine kinase activity. The record is from RefSeq and is a predicted model, not a curated record. NCBI's taxonomy places the organism in Eukaryota, Choanoflagellata, Craspedida, Salpingoecidae.